Plectropomus leopardus (leopard coralgrouper) is the source of this 1617-nucleotide messenger RNA. NCBI's taxonomy places the organism in Eukaryota, Metazoa, Chordata, Actinopteri, Perciformes, Serranidae. The record is from RefSeq and is a predicted model, not a curated record.
GAGAUGAAGGCGGACUCCGACUGGCUCUGAUUUUUAAAAGCCCUUUUCAUUCAGGAGGUCGGUUGCCAACGGUUAUCAAUAUGGCAGAGCCGUUAUCCCGAGCGCCCACCGCUGCAAAAAUGGCGUCACUUAACCGGGUCCGAGCUCUGGCGAUGAUUUUCUUAACUGUCACUGGCUGUUGUGUCACCCCGACAAGUGGCAAGGAAGGGUCCGAGGAGACCGUCAUCAUAGGGCUCCGACUGGAGGACACGGACGACAUUUCCUUCAUGGAUAAGGGCUACCUGCGGGUGAGUGAGCGGUCUCGGGUGAAAUUAAGGGUGUACGGGCAGAACAUCAACAACGAGACCUGGUCCAAAAUUGCUUUCACGGAACACGAGCGGAGCAGGACGGUGGGGAGCCUUGACAGCUCCUCGGGGGAUAACCAGAGCCAGGACGACUCGUCCGGCUUGCAUCCGUGUGGUAUUAGGACUUCGGAUAUAAUAAUUUUGCCCAACAUCAUCUUGAAUCGAAAGACGUCCGGAAUAGUUGAAAUUGAGGUCAAACCUCUGCGAAAGACGGAGAGGAGUAAAGCGUAUUACCUUUGCAUCGCCACCGCGACACCGGCUGUGGCCGGGAUGCACGACCCGUGGACGGAGAACACCUGGAUCUACCACGAUGGGGAUGACACCAAAGUGAUAGUGGUGGAGGAGAAAAAGUUUCUGCUGCCUUUCUGGCUCCAGGUCAUCUUCAUCUCCAUGUUGCUGUGCCUGUCGGGUAUGUUCAGCGGGUUGAACCUGGGGCUCAUGGCUCUGGACCCCAUGGAGCUCCAGAUAGUGCAGAACUGCGGCACGGAGAAGGAGAAGAAUUACGCCAAAAAAAUAGAGCCGGUCAGGAGUCAAGGGAAUUACUUGCUUUGCUCGCUUCUGCUCGGCAACGUGUUGGUGAACACCACGCUGACCAUCCUGCUGGAUGAUAUCGCCGGCUCCGGGUUGGUCGCGGUGGUCAUGUCCACCAUUGGAAUAGUCAUUUUUGGAGAAAUCGUGCCCCAGGCCAUCUGCUCCAGACACGGCCUGGCUGUCGGGGCCAACACCAUCUUCCUCACAAAGUUCUUCAUGCUGCUCACCUUCCCUGCUUCCUACCCGGUGAGCAAGCUGCUAGACUACCUCCUGGGACAGGAGAUAGGAACCGUGUACAACCGGGAGAAGCUGCUGGAGAUGCUGCGCGUCACGGACCCCUACAACGACCUGGUGAAGGAGGAGCUGAACAUCAUCCAGGGCGCGCUGGAGCUCAGAACUAAGACCGUGGAGGACGUGAUGACGCCGCUGAGAGAUUGCUUUAUGAUCCCCGGUGAUGGCACCCUUGACUUUAACACCAUGUCCGAGAUCAUGAAGAGCGGCUACACGCGCAUCCCAGUCUUCGAGGGCGAGAGGUCCAACAUUGUGGAUCUGCUGUUUGUCAAGGACCUGGCGUUUGUGGACCCGGAUGAUUGCACCCCUCUCAAAACCAUCACAAAGUUUUACAGCCACCCGUUACAUUUUGUGUUCAAUGACACCAAGCUGGAUGCAAUGCUGGAGGAGUUUAAAAAAGGUGAGGCAACUGGAAACAGUGCGCAGAUCUUCUCAGUAAGGGUGAAGUCAG